GUACCCAAACACACACACACACACACACACACGUAUACAGAAAGGUACUUUCCAACAGCACUUCUCUCAUCGCCAGUUAGUCUCAAGUCUUCGUGGACUCCACACCUCCCCCUCGUUGCUUCUCUUGCACUAUGGAAAUCCUGAAAAUUCUCCUGACGGUGAGUCUAGCAGUAUGCGUCACCAGCCGCCCUUUGGAGGAGGAUGCCGAGACUGUGGCCACUGAAACCACGCCAGCGCCUCCUUCAGCCCCUAAGCCAGGUCAAGGCUCUUUCCUCGGCGAGGUCAUGGUCAUGUCGGAGGAUGUGACCGUGAAGAGAACGCCAAAAGGGAAGAAGAAGUCUCCGAAGUCUUCCCAAGAAGGUCCUCGGGUAUCUGCUCUCGUGGCCGCACCGGAAGUUAGCAGGUCCCGAAGCCGUCGUGGGCAUCGCAGUGGGCACGGGCAAGGGCUUCGACGUCGGUGUCAACACGGGAUAUGUUCUCAACGAUAGCUCUCCUGGAAUUAGUAUUUCGGGAGCGACUCUAACGUUUAAUCGUCCAGCACAAGUGAUUCCAGUUUCUUCUUGAGUGUUCUUGGUUUAGAAUGUCAGGCAAACAUAUCAUAUCGCUGUGUCGGGUUGUUUGUAUGCUGUUUGAUUGUGUGUUUUAGGUUAAGCUCGUCCUAAGGUUGAAAAGCGUUUUGAGAGGAAGAAUCUCGUGUUUUUGGGAGAAUAUAUAUUUUUUUUCCCGGUUAUUUAGAUCUUGUGAUGCAGCCCAGAUCUACCUUAGGGAUGUUCGUGUUUUCAGUAUUAGAUUAUUUUCUACGAGGGAACGAAACAAGUUGUGAACUUGAAAACUUUAUUUAAAUAAUAGAAAAUUGUCCCGAACUUUUUUCCCCCUAGAUUAAUGAAGUAGCAGUAUAAACACCGAUUUAAGGCUGUGACCAGAAGAAAUGUAUAUUCUGAUAUUUCAAUAUUUUUGUGUUUUGAAAAGAAUAAAACAAAAACCUGCAAACCAUCUGAUUGGAGACACGAUACAAAAAAAAAAAGCAUAUCGUUAAUGCAGCUUCAUAAUAGAUACAAAAAUGUAGCACAAGUCACUGCAAUACCUGUUAUUCUCUACAUGUCUAUAUACGUUCAUCCCGGCGCAUACAUUUUUUGAAAAAUAAAUCUUUUGUUAGAAGUGAUUGUUGUUAUACCUUGCUAUACUAUAUAUUAUUUAAUGUAUUGUUUAUGACUGUGUUCAUUCCCAUUGUAUCUCAGAAAUUAAUUUCAUAUUUAAGAAUAAUUCUAAGGAGUAUAGAGAUAUGUACAGCAUUGAGUACAUUGACGUCAUGGUAAUAAAGAAGGCAGAACAUUCA
Penaeus chinensis is the source of this 1336-nucleotide messenger RNA. RefSeq lists its product as uncharacterized. Bases 132 to 488 code for a protein of 118 amino acids. The record is from RefSeq and is a predicted model, not a curated record. The transcript has 3 exons. NCBI's taxonomy places the organism in Eukaryota, Metazoa, Arthropoda, Malacostraca, Decapoda, Penaeidae.